AUGCAGUGCGACGCUUCCUCUUGGCUCUGCGGGCGCCACGUAUCCGUAACAACAGCCGCACCGACGAGAAGCGCCACCGGCCCAUCCUCCUUCUUCCUCUGCAGCAAGCCCACCGUCUUUUGCUGCACCGACGCUUCCAAAGACUCAUCGUCUACAUGUUCCAACACUGCUCGUCCAUUGUACAACCCCCUCAAGCGGCGACAGUCAAGUCAUGCUCCGGAUGUUGUACGCCAUUGGAUCCAAACCGAUAAUCAACAACCACUGUCUUCUCAAGAUAGAUUUACGGUUGCUUCGUAUAACAUUUUGGGGGAUAGAAAUGCUUUCGCGCAUAGAGAUAUGUACCGCAAUGUGCCUUCCCAUUAUCUCAAAUGGGACCAUCGCAAGGGGGUCAUAUGCGAUGAACUUGCCCAAUGGAACCCUGAUAUAAUCUGUUUGCAAGAAGUAGAUAAGUAUUUUGAGCUAUUGGAAAUUCUAGCGAAAGUGGGAUAUCUUGGGUCGUAUAAGAGACGCACGGGAGAUACCGUUGAUGGUUGCGCUAUUUUCUGGAAGGCUGAUAAUUUUCAGUUGUUAGAGGAACACAGCAUUGAAUUCAAGGGUUAUGGACUUCGUGACAAUGUUGCUCAACUCUCGGUUUUUGAGAUCGUAUCCAUCGUUUCCACUUCUAAUUUCAUUCCAUACAGGCAGAUGCAGAAAGCCGAAUCAAGAAGGUUCGUGAUUGGUAACAUACACGUGCUUUAUAACCCAAGCCGAGGGGAGAUACGUUUUCUCAUAUCAAGGGCACAAAUCCUCUCAGAGAGAUGGGGCAAUGCCCCCAUUGUCCUUUGUGGUGAUUUCAAUUGCACUCCGCAGAGUGCAAUAUACAAGUUCUUGUCAACAUCUGAGCUGAAUAUCAUGUCAUAUGACAGAAGAGAGUUAUCUGGGCAGAGAGACUGUCAUCCUGCUCAAGUUUUAGGAGUCAAACAAGAAAUUAGCAGUCCACUUACACUGAUAGACGGAUUGUUGAAGCAUUGCUGGACAGAUGAGGAGGUUAGAGUUGCAACUGGAGAUGCUGAGAGCAAUUUAGUUGUGCAUCCCCUGAAGCUUAACAGUUGCUAUGCCACAGUGCGGGGUUCGACUAGAACACGAGGAUCCAAUGGCGAACCUUUAGCGACUUCCUACCACUCAAAAUUUCUUGGAACUGUUGACUACUUAUGGUACUCUGAUGGCCUUGUGCCCACUGGAGUUAUAGAUACCGUUCCAGUUGACAUUCUCCAGAGGAUUGGUAGCCUCCCUUGCAAGAAAGUGGGCAGCGACCACUUGGCCUUAGUUUCUGAGUUUGCCUUCACACUGGACACAAAUGGAGACAAAAAAACAGCUGCCUCAAGUAUCUGA
Prunus armeniaca (apricot) is the source of this 1371-nucleotide messenger RNA. NCBI's taxonomy places the organism in Eukaryota, Viridiplantae, Streptophyta, Magnoliopsida, Rosales, Rosaceae. The record is from the annotation of a GenBank genome assembly.